UACUUAUUCUUGUGUUAUUAGCGAAACUACUCACUACUGAGUCCUUAACAUUACUGUCUAUGUCUGUAAUCAUAAUAACAAACAGCAAUGCAACUAACACCGUACCUUGUGACACACCGGAUAUUACCUUAGCUUCAUCUGAUUUUUUAUCAUUUGCACUCAGUAUCUGUUUUCUGUUUUGCAAAAAUUCUUUUAUCCAUCUUCCUACUUUGUCCACAAUAUUAUGUUUUCUAAUUUUCUUCACUAAUAUAUUAUAGUCUACCUUGUCAAAGGCUUUUGCAAAGUCUGGGUAAACCACAUCUGUUUCUUUUUCGUUGAUCAUAUUUUUAUAUUUGUUCUCACGGUGGACUAACAGUUGGGUUUGAGUACUUUUUCCAGGUGUAAAACCAUGUCCUAUAUUAAACAAAUUAUUUUUCGUUAUAUUUUUCUUCAUUACCCUUUCAUACACUUUCAUAAUAUGUGAUGUUGGACUCGCAGGCAUAUAAUUACUUGCCUCUAAUCUUGAUCCACUUUUGAAAGCAGGGGUAAUAUAUACUAAUUUAUGUUCAUCAUAAAUCUUGCCUGUAUCUACACUUUGUCUUACUAUAGAAAUUGUAUUUUUCAUAUCCUUCCCAGUUUUUCAUCUCUUGCUUAUCUCUGGUUUCAAUUGCUUUGGAACGGACUGUUAAUUAUAUGAAAUUGUGGUCUGAAAUACUUGUAUCAUACUCUAUUAUUUCUUUAACAUAAUUCACCUUGUUCACAAAUACAUACUAGGUCUAAAAUAUUAUCCUUUCUUGUUGGCAGGUGAUUUAUUUGCUGAAUGCUGUGUUCUAGUAGCAUAUCUAAUAGCUUUUCAAAUUGCCUCUUAUCUUCUGCACUACUAUUACUCUCUUUUUUUAUAUGCAUAGAUACAACCACAAUCUCCUAUUCAUUCUUGCCAAUCUAUGAAAGAAAAGUUAUAGUCUCCGGAUAGGAGUAUAGUCCAGUCUUUGUGAUUUCUACAUAUAUCAUCCAAUUUUUCUAUUAUUAUGUCAUGCUCUUUAAUAUUAGGGGGUCUGUAUACGUAUUACGAUGUUCACUAAUUUUUCAGAUUCAAAUUCUCACAUAUUUUUCCUUGAUUUAUGUCUUUCCCAUAUAUCGUGGUUCCCCCUUGAUUCCUAUUUUUUCUAUCUGAUCUAUAAGCUUGGAUCCCCCUUAUCUGAUCAUCAUUACCAGUCUCUUGGGAAUACCAGGUUUCACUUAUAUUCAUUAUAUCUAUUUUUUCAGUUUGGAUUAGUUCUUCUAAGGACUCUAUUUUUCUUUUUGAGUUACUCAUAACUAAACCCUGAGCAUUCAUCACUAUGAUGGUUUGCGUGUUAUCCCCAUCAUUUAAUAGGGGUAAUAAAAAGGAUUUUCCCAUGUCUCUUUCCUGUUCUGAUAUGUUGUUCUUUUCUUCAUUUCCAGAAAUUCUGACAUUAAAAAAUCCAACUUUUCCAAUACAUUUGAUCUUCCAUCUUCAUAUUUAUUCAUUUUGUGUAUGUAUCUGCAUUUACCUCUCUAUCUGCACCAUCCCCUGGCAUUGUAUAUACAGUGUUUGUUUCUUACACUGUACCUAGGUGCUGAUGCCUGAAAUCUUGAUGCUGACAUUUCAUAACGAGGUGAUGGCUUGUUUUUCUCCACCUUAUAUUCUUUGUUCCUUUCCUGAUUUGCUUCAUUUUUACUUUUUUAUUAUUUAUUUGGUUUUGAAUUUUGUUCUUCAUGGCUACAGGGUGCAUAUAUCUACAUUUUUUGUUGAACUUCCUUUUCCUUCUUUUAACUUUUUGCUUAGUUUUGGAUGUAGAGUGCUGCAUUCAUCCUCAUAGCUGUCUGGGUGUGCACAUUUGCCAUAAAUCUCAUAAUUUUGACAUACCUUGGGAUGCUUGUAGUGACAUCUAUCACCGAAUCUGCAAUUCCCUCUUUUCAAAAAGGUGCAGACUGUGUCUUUCUUCUCCUUUUUUUUUCCAUCAGUAUGAAGAUCUGGGUACAGCCUCUUUAGGAUUUUAUUUUGUGUUGUCAUGUUGUAAUUUAUUUCAUUGAAUAUAUCCUGCUGUAUUGCCUCAUAUGUAGUAUCAAUGAGUAUCUCUGCAUCCAUACUCUUGCCCUGUUCUUUGUUUUCAUUAUUUUUCUAUCACUUCAGUUUUAUUUUCUUCUUUUCCAUUUUUCUCUUCUUCCUCUUACUCAUCUUCCUCAUCCUUGACUAUUUGCACACUAGGUCUUGAUUUAAUAACAUUAUCUAUCCAUGAUAGACAUGUUGAGCAAAAUACUCUUGUGUCCUUACUUGUAUUUUGCUGGACUAAUGCACAUUGAGGAUGCAUAGGUACAAGACAUGCAUAGCAUUUCCUGAUCAGGUUUUGUGGAUUUACAAUGCUAUACCACACCUUACACAGUUUACAUGCUUUAAGCCUUUAUUUUCUUAUUGUAUCAAUCAGUAUAUUCACUAUAUUCACCUUAUUCAUUUUCUUUGUUGGAUUGUGUUGAUUGAUGUAAAUUUUCUUUAUAAGUCUCUUGCUCACUUGAAUUUUAUUUGGUACUCCUUUAAUUAUUUUCAUAAUAUUUUCUGCAGACUUGCUCCAGUUUGAAGGAUCAUAUCCUUCCAAUAUGUCUAUGAAUAUUUUUGCCUCUUUUUGGUUAGGGUUGUUAUUGAUCUCAUAGAUAAGAAAUGCUUACUCAAAGUCUCUUGAGGUUUUUGCUCGCUACCUAUCCAGACUUCUUCGAACCAGCUUUGCCUUCGUCACCGCCUUCUAUGUUCAUGAUGGACAGGAAGGUAGUAAUCGUCAGGGUUGUCGAAGCUAGUUCUUUCUCAGUCCGCCAAAUAGUGGUUGGCAAAGAAGCGGGAGUUGGGUAAAGCUUCUUUCACCUAUCCUCCUUCCAAGCUACAGAGUAAGACACCGUUUUUGAGUGACUGGAGAAGUUCCUUCCUUGGGAGUGUCUGCCUCCUCUCAAGGGAAUUUCUCUGGUUUAGUGGAUUCAAAUAGGAGAUCUGCUUUUGUGGCUGCAAAGGUGAUGUUUUCCACCCCUGAUUUUGAUCACCUUGUUCGAAACUUGUUUAAGGUAAUAAAAGUGUUUACCUUUCUGGAUUGAAAAAUGCAGCAUUAGCUAGGAAAAUAGAGGAGUGUCAGUCAAUGGAAGCAAAGUUUGCUUCGGACUGGCUUAAUGUUGCUGUGAGAGACAGUUCAGGAGAACUAGCCACUCUGUUUACGAUGGGAGUGCUUAAAAGCAGGAGUUGUGGUGUUCGUUUCUUCUCGAGGAAUGACAACUAAUCAGAAAUUGGCAUUAACGUUUUCUCCCAUAUGUAAGUCCCACCUGUUCCCAGAGGAGACGGUUCAACAGGUGUUGUCAGAUCUGGAGAAGAAAUCCUACAAUGACCUUCUGACUCAAUCAGUGAGACAUCCGAAGGAUCCUCCCGCUACAGGAGCUAAAUCUUCUCCCCUUCAGAAGCACCCUUUUUGAGGGGGGAAAGACCAGGAUUCAAAACAGACCGAGGACUAACUUGCGAACUCAAGUUAAGUCAACCACGAAGCCCCCUUUAAGUCGACUAACAAGUAAUCAGAAGGUCCUUCACACACCUAUAGGAGCAAGACUCCAUUGCUUCUUGGAGGAAUGGAGUUGGAGAGGAGCAGAGCGGUGGGUAGUGCAAGUUCUCUGAGAAGGAUAAUCGAUCCCUUUUCUUCAAGAUCCUCCACUGUCCAAUGUUCCUAUCUCUUUUGACAGCAUACUCAAAGGUAUCAGAGAGAGCUUCGGCAUUGGCCAAGGAAGUAGAGGUGCAUAUCAUCAAGCAGGUCAUAGAAGAAGUGAUAGACAAAAACUCCCAAGUUCUUUACAACAGGCUAUUUGUAGUCCCCAAGGCAUCGGGGGGCUGGAGGCCCGUACUAGAUGUAAGCGCCUUUAAUCUCUAUGUCCAAAAGACGAAGUUUCGGAUGGAGACCAGUUGGUCUGUGAUGUCUGCCCUUUAACUCUCAACAUGGAAAACCCAUAUUGUCAUGUCCCCAUUUAUCAAGAGUCAGAGAGGUUUUUGAGGUUUGUCUUCAAAGAGAGUGUUUCAAUUCAGGGCCCUCUACUUUGGAGUAACGACGACUCCCCAAGUAUUUCCCUAUAGCCUCGCUCCUCUAGGAAAAUGGCUACACCUGAUGGGGAUCAAUAAGGCCUUUUAUUUGGAUGACUGGCUCCUGCGAUCCAAGUAGAGUCGUCAGUUUAUGAAGGACAUGGAAAAGAAGUUACGCUUAACUCAACAGUUAGGACUCAUAAUAAAUCACGAGAAAUCCCAGUUGUCUCCGACUCAGAAGAUUCCCUAUUUAGCGAUGAUUCUGGACUCUAGGUUUUUGGGUUUUUCUCCCCGAAGAGAAUAGUCGUGUUUAAGGACAGUGCAAGAAUUUCUAAUUCGCCUGUCUUGCUCAGCUCUAAACUGGAUGAGUCUCCUUGGAACAUUGCAUCAGUGGAGAGUUUUGUAUCCUUAGGCUGUCUCCACAUGAGGUCUCUCCAAUUCUUUCUGAAGGUAAAUUGGAAUCGGAAGACGCAACCAGACUCGUUAAUUUUUCCUUUGACAGAAGAAAUAAAGUCAGCUCUUCGUUGGUGGUUUUCGACGGAGAGACUUCAAGAAGGAAUUCCCUAGUCCCGAUGAACUCUGACCUAGAGUUCUUCUCAGAUGCAUCAGACAGGGGAUGGGGUGCUCUCUUAGGAGACAAGAGAUUCUCAGAAUUAUGGAUGGAACAAGAGAAGACCCUACACAUAAAUGUGAAGGAGUUGAAGGUGAUUUUUCUGGGUCUGCAGGCCUUCGCUCCUCUAGUUGCUGGAAUAAAAGUAGCGAUUUAUGUGGACAACACCACAGCGCUUUCGUAUGUCCGCAAUUAAGUAGGGACACAUUCUUUCUCCCUCAACAGAGUGGCAGAAGACCUCCUUCUCUGGGCAAACAAACGCAAGAUAAUACUUUUUCCAAGGUUCGUUCAAGGGAAAAUGAACGUCUUGGUUCCAGACCCACUAGCAUGGAGAAUAGAUGCAAUGCUUCUGGACUGGAUGGGCCUCAACAUGUAUGUGUUUCCUCCCCUUGGUCUCAUAAGAGAGGUCAUCAACAAAUUACAGUCCCAUCAGAAUGUGUCGAUGAUACUCGUGGCCCCAUUCUGGCCCAGGAAAGAAUGGUUCCUGGACCUCCUCAAGCUCCUGGUGGACUUCCCCAGGCUCCUGCCCUAAGGUAGAUGUCUUCUCAAACAACCCCACUUCAACAGGCAUCAAGGGUUGUCUGCUCUGGCCCUGACAGAAUUCAGACUGUCAGGAGCCUUGUCAGAGUGAAAGGUUUUUCACGAAGAGUGGCAGAGGUUAUUGCAAAAUGUAGAUGUUUUUCUUCCAAACUCUUAUCAAUCGAAGUGAAGAAUAUUUAGAAUGUGGUGCAGACAACAUCACGUCUUUUCUUCUACGAGAUCUAUAACAGAAAUAGAAGAGUUUUUGUUAUUCUGAGGGAUACAAGGAAGCUGUCCACAUCUACUAUUAAAGGUUAUAGGUCUAUGCUUUCUUUAGUUUUUAAGCAUAGAGGCCUUGACGUUUUGAAUAAUCAGGAUAUCAGCGACCUCAUUAAAUCUUUUGAGUCUUCAAAAACUGUGAAGCCUGGGGAGGUGGAUUGGCACUUGGACUUGGUUUGAAUGUGGAUUUCCAGUCCGCAGUUUGAGCCUUUAAAUUCUUCGUCUCUGAAGGAUCUAAUGAAGAAGACUUUAUUUUUAGUCACCUUAGGUACAGCACGUAGAGUAAGUGAAAUCCAGGCUAUUAGUUAAGAGGUUGGGUUUGCUCAGAAUAACACAGUGUGUUCAUACGUUGGAGAUUUUCUGGCAAAGAACAAGGAUUCAUCGAAUCCAUGGCCUCGCUCUUUUGUGAUAAAGAACCUGACGUACAUAGUGGGACCAGAAGAGACCAGAAGAGGAGUUGAGUUGAAUAUAAAAUUUAGGGCAAAGGCCAAGCACUGGGACCUAUGUGAUCAUUCAGCGCUGAUAUGGAAAUUGGCAGUACAAGGUUUGAAAGGUGUAACAUGAGGAAAACCUCACAGUUGCACUAUGAGUCAAGUGUUAGGAGAGGAUGGAAAGUAAGAUGAAACCUAGGGGCCGAAGGCACACUGCAAAGAACCUUAAGUAAUGCCUACAGUGCACUGCAUGAGGUCCACAGAUGGCACUACUCCCCUAAGGGGACCAGAAGAGGAGGAGCGUAUGUUGAUGUCCUGUCAGAGCCAUCAGAUACUAUCUGCAUAGGACGGAGACUUUAAGAGGAAGUUCGAAUUGUCUCUGAUGUUCGGUGAGAGACCCCUCCCAUCCUCUCUCCAAAAAUACUAUUUAGUUCUUUCUGAGAAGCUUGAUUCUGGAAGCUCAUAAGCAAUUCCAAGUUGAAGCUCUUAACGUAUUGGAAGUGAAGGCUCAUGAAAUUUGUGCUGUGGCGACUUCUUUAGCAUUUAGACAUAAAAUGCCUUUAUCCUCCAUCCGGCAAAGAUGUUCUGGAGGUCGAAAUCAGAGUUUUCUUCACAUUAUCUGAAGGACAUACAGUCUGUUUUUGAAAAUUGUAAUAGGUUGGGACUGUUGUCUAUAACUGGCAUGGUGUUGGGAGAGGAAGCAUAGGGGACCUCUUUCCCUCUGCUAUCUCCUCGCCUUGCAAAUUUAAGGUUGUUGAGUUUUUGGGAAGCCGGGGGGUACAAUGUACCCGGAGUACUCUCCAGUUUUUUAUGUUUAGGGUUGUGGUUUGUUUUAAUUUUUAGUGUAGGUGACAGUUCUGUUGAUUGGUUGUCUGGUCUUUGCCCAGGGCAAGGGCAAACUGUUUAUUUUUGUUAACCAUCAGUGAACCUCCAUGGCUACAAAAUCCCACCAUUAGUAGGGAUGAUCCUGCCCAUUACUGCCAUGUCUCCUACAGGUGAUGAGAGUGCUGACCAGAGGCAAUAUCCACCUGCAGCUGCUCUCUCACCAGGUAAGGUACUGCAAACAUUAUGUAAUGUGAGCAUAUUAUUGUUGUCUAAACCAAUAAGCUGUCCAUUUACCCACCUACCUUGGAAAGUGGAAUCAGCUUUGUAAUUGUUUGUUAAGUCACUUACGUGAAAAUAAUAUUUUUAUAAUAAAAUCAAGUUUCGCACAUACUAAACAAUUACAUAAUCAGAGCCCUCCCUCCUCUCCACAGAUGGAUGUUGUGGCUCAACGAAUUCACAACAGUUAGCUCUGCAGUACCGAGUAUUCCCAAAAGUGGGCAGGACCCGUAUCACCUACAAUGAUGGCAGCGCCGCCGCUGCCAAAUAUUUUUGACUGCCAGAACAAAACUGUACCACUGGAAGUUUUAAACCGUGAGUCUUCUAAUGACAACUUCAAGCACGAAGAUUUUUCUGCCAUAUCUUCAACUUAUCCCAAUUUUCGGGUUGUUUCAAGGUUUCGACGAUUUUGGGAUAUAGCGAAUCUUCAUACCAGCGAUGAAGUACUACUACUCCAGGAAUGGGCAUCUGGACGCCGACCGGUACCCGACUUGUUAAUUGUUGGUUAUACGUCAUGGAUGCUGUAUCUACACGCUGAAAGAAUAGACUACAAAACUCAUAUUCAUUUAGAUGUUCUACACCUACUGUUCGAGUUGCAUCAAGUAAUAGUUCCUCUUCUGAAAGAGGUAUCUCUCAGAACUAAAGUGCUCGUUCAUGCAGACACGCGUCUUCGCCCUUUUAGCAAAUCCUCUAAGACAUAUGACCUCUUUAAGAAAAAUAUCUUGUUUCAUAAUUCGCUUAUAGACUGGAGUGAAAUGAUUUUUUGGCACUUCCUGAAAUCUAGUCAAGAUUAUCAGAAACGAAUGGAUAACCAGUCAGCUUUUAUUUCUCAUUCCAACAGAGUUUUAAAAGAGUUUUAUGAAAGAACUAAAAGUCAAUUCAUGUCAGCAAAUCAUGAAGAUGAUACUACAGUCUCAAACGACUCAUUUGUGAACAUACGAAUGGACUUUGAUGGGAUACCUCACAGGGCUGAUCCCAAAGACCACCUGAGGCACUUUGGAUUAUGGUGGUGGGACACGACAUUGGUCCUUAAUUUGGCCACAAUUUCUGAGUGCGGAAAAUUAUACAAACUUAAUUUGCAGAAUCAUCCUUUAUAUAAUAGCCAACAACUGAGGUGUAGAGACCACCAUCAUGCAGGGAACAGCACCAAUGAAGUAGAAGUACUAAUGAUUCUCAAUCUUCUAUGCAACUCGGUUGUCCACACUACUGAAGAAUACUGUUGUUCUUGAUUUACUUAAUAAACACUUUACUUUCUGGUAUCAGUGAAUCACUCU
This is a messenger RNA of Macrobrachium nipponense, 8253 nucleotides long. RefSeq lists its product as uncharacterized. The record is from RefSeq and is a predicted model, not a curated record. The coding region runs from base 7222 to 8208 and encodes 328 amino acids. The transcript is spliced from 4 exons. NCBI's taxonomy places the organism in Eukaryota, Metazoa, Arthropoda, Malacostraca, Decapoda, Palaemonidae.